Molecule: messenger RNA, 8019 nt
Organism: Oryzias melastigma (Indian medaka)
Lineage: Eukaryota; Metazoa; Chordata; Actinopteri; Beloniformes; Adrianichthyidae
Gene: ncor2
Product: nuclear receptor corepressor 2
Exons: 46
Coding region: 698-7687 (2329 amino acids)
Biological process (GO): negative regulation of transcription by RNA polymerase II
Molecular function (GO): transcription corepressor activity
Source: RefSeq, a predicted model, not a curated record
ACAUUUGUGGGGCAUUGCCCCCCUUUGCCCAUACCUUUAUGUUGCCUUGAUCAGUAACCAUAAAUUAUUGUUUGAAUCAAAUCAAUGUUAAAAUGACUUGUUGCAGGCCUCAAAAAUACAUAUAACCUAUACGUAUUUUAAAAUACACCACAACUUUUAGAAAAACAGACAAGUCGAUCAUGAAUACAGCAACAAAAGCUGAGAUGAAAUGAAAUGGAAGUCAGAGAUUUGAAUCUCAGCAGGUUGACAGUGAUUAUUUGGGGGCCUGGGAAGCGUGCAGUCACUGAGUGGAGAGGAGGAGCGAGCCAGCGUACCGACCUAUUGAGAGCCAGAGAGGCGGUUCAGCCCCGCGAUGGUCUUAGCAGCAGCCGUUCACAGAGUAGAAUCAGACCACUGUGUUGUGCAGGAACUGGCACGGCAUCGCCGAAAAACCGUCAGUGGGAACAAAUGAAAACGAAAUCGACACUUUCGCGUGGAUUACUGUGUGCGGAGGAGAUUCGCUCAGACCGGGAACACCACUGAGCGAAAUUCGGAUCGACUGACGCAGACAGGGACGGUGACUAUUGGACGAUAUUACCGCCGAUUGGUUUCUCCUCCACCGCUAAGGUUUCAGGCUCAAGCAAACUGCCAAUAAUGUGCAGCAUCUGCCUUAAAGCCAUGCCCUUUUCCCACCUGUAGAGGAAGCGGCUGUGCCAGCAUGUCCUCUCAUCCCCAGUCUGUGCCGCCGGGCCGGAGAGCUAUGGACUCGAGGCAUCUGCCAAAUCCCGCCUCUUUACCACUGCAGCUGCAGCGGGCUCACACGGAAGUGGGAUUGGUUGACUACCACCCUCAUCAUGUCAGGGACUACGGCUGCCACCUGGCCCAGCCCCACCGCCGUCGACCUUCUUUGCUCUCAGAGUUCCAGCCUGGGAAUGAAAGGGGCCAGGAGCAGCACAUUCGCUACGAGCACAUCUACCUACCAGAUGCCAGCAGCCAAUCAGAGCUGGAAUAUCCUGAGAUCAAACGCCCUCGUAUAGAGAUUGGGCCUGAGAGUCUGGUGAGACCUUCACCACACCGUCACCCAUUGCCUUUGGGUGGGGCUGAGGACAUGAUAAAGGAGCGUGGAAGUUCCAUUGGGAAGCUGGAACCCAUCUCCCCUGUGAGCCCAGUUCAUAUAGAUCCUGACUUGGAUUUGGUUCCAGCUCGCUACUCCAAGGAAGAGCUGAUCCAGAACAUGGACCGCGUGGACAGAGAAAUUACCAUGGUGGAGCAACAAAUCUCCAAGCUUCGUAAAAAACAGCAACAGCUGGAGGAGGAAGCAGCAAAGCCCCACGAGCCGGAGAGACCCAUCUCACCCCCACCCAGUGAAGCCAAACACCGCAGCCUGGUGCAGAUCAUCUAUGAUGAGAACAGGAAAAAAGCAGAGGAGGCUCAUAGGGUACUGGAGGGGCUGGGACCCAGGGUGGAACUGCCUCUGUACAACCAGCCUUCUGAUACCAAACAGUACCAUGAAAACAUCAAAAUAAAUCAGGCGAUGAGGAAGAAGCUCAUCUUGUAUUUCAAGCGGAGAAAUCAUGCUCGUAAGCAGUGGGAACAGAAGUUUUGCCAGCGCUAUGACCAGCUGAUGGAGGCCUGGGAGAAGAAGGUGGAGCGCAUCGAAAACAACCCGCGGCGCAGAGCCAAGGAGAGCAAGGUGCGGGAGUACUACGAGAAGCAGUUCCCGGAGAUCCGCAAGCAAAGAGAGUUGCAGGAGCGAAUGCAGAGUCGUGUUGGGCAGCGAGGAGGUGGACUUGCCUCAACUGCAGCCCGCAGUGAACACGAAGUCUCUGAAAUCAUCGAUGGAAUAUCAGAGCAUGAGAACACAGAGAAGCAAAUGAGACAACUCGCAGUCAUUCCUCCCAUGCUGUUCGACGCCGAGCAGCAACGCAUCAAGUUCAUCAACAUGAACGGGCUUAUGGGCGAUCCCAUGAAGGUGUACAAGGACCGACAAGUUAUGAACAUGUGGAGCGAGCAGGAGAAGGACACUUUUAGAGAGAAGUUCAUUCAACAUCCCAAAAAUUUUGGUCUUAUUGCAUCUUUUCUGGAGAGAAAGACGGUGGCAGAGUGCGUGCUGUUUUACUACCUGACCAAAAAGAACGAGAACUACAAGAACAUUGUGCGACGGAACUAUCGACGGAGAGGAAGGAGCCAGCAUGGUCAACAGCAGCAACAGCAACAACAAGUGAACCGGAACACCCAGGAGGACAAGGAGGAGAAGGAGAAAGAGGGUGAAAGGGAUGAAGAGAAAAAUUAUGCUGAAGAAAAGGAAGAUGGGAUGAAGGAUGACACCUCUGGAGAAGAUGCCGAGGACAAAGAACCUGCUGUGGCUUUCAAAGGACGCCGGACAGCCAAUAGCCAGGGGCGCCGCAAAGGCCGCGUCACCCGCUCUAUGGCCAAUGAAGUGGAGGAGAACUCCACACCGCCAGCCAAUAAUGAGCCUACCAAUCUGGAGAUGAACGAGAGCUCUCGGUGGACUGAAGAAGAGAUGGAAACAGCCAAAAAAGGCCUUCUCCAGUAUGGUAGGAAUUGGUCCGCCAUCGCCAAGAUGGUGGGAUCAAAAACUGUGUCGCAGUGCAAAAACUUCUACUUCAACUACAAGAAAAGGCAGAAACUGGAUGAGAUUCUGCAGCAGCAUAAAAUGAAAUCGGAGAAGGAGAGAAAGGCCCGACGAAGGGGCAAAGCUUUGCAGAAUGAAGAAACCAGCGCUACGUUUGCUGCAGAGGAGGAGGAGAUGGAGGGCUCUGGGGCCAGCUGUAAUGAAGAGGAGGCCCCUGAGGAUGGUGAAGGUGGACCUAACAACAGCUCAGAUACGGAGAGUUUGCCUUCGCCCCGCUCAUCUGAAGACAACAAGGCUAAAGACGAAGGCUCCAGCAGGCCGAAGUGCAGCACGAACUCUGGGGUUAAGGAGGAGACCCGGGCAGACGUGGACCAGGCAGGAGAUGAGAAACCUCCAGUCAAGGAAGAGGGAGACUCCGCCAUCAAACAGGAGAUAGACGCUGAGGAGCUUAACCGAGAGCAGCCAGCAGCGGCCAGCGAUGCCGCGGAUAAAAAACCUUCCACAGCAGAGACGGAUGAAGUCAAAAGCUCAGCAAAGAGCUCUAAAAAGGAGCAUGCAGCCAAAACGGGCUCCCAUCGGGACAGCGACUCUAGUGCCACUUGCAGUGCUGAUGAGGUGGAGGAGACGGAUAGCAUGGACAAAAACAGAAUAAGUUCUCCACGACCAAGUCUACUGAACUACAGUCAUGAUGGAGUCAUAUCCACCCCGCUGCAGAAGCCCAUGGAUCUGAAGCAGCUCAGGCAGAGGGCCGCUGCCAUUCCGCCUAUUACGCCUGAGGCCUCUGUGCAGGCCAGUCAGCAGAGUGGAAAUGGGAAGGUUGUGUCAUCCCACGACGCCCUGGCAUUGUACCAGCGACAGAUCACCAUGGCUCAUGGUGAGUCUUCUCAGGAGGUCAGACAGUUGCAGCAGCAGCAGCCGCAGCCGCUUUUGGGCCAGCCAGGCAAACAGCAGCCUUAUACCCCUCAGGCAGAUAGAGACCGGGAUUCUCUUCACAGCAGCAGCCCUCGGGUUCGCCCUCAUUCUCCCUCCAUCAACGAAAAGGAUGAGAAAUCCCCAGCUUUCUCUCCACACUCUGAAGCCAAGAAGCAAGCAGUGAGCUCUGACGAUCUGAGGGCCUCAAACUUUGGCCGCUCGGUCCUCUCUCCGUAUCCCAUGUCCCCACGAGACAUGUCCAAGAUCAGUCACGAUCAGCAUCUGCUCCACUUCAACACGUUCCAGCAAGCAGGCCACCCGUCGCUCUCUGCUCUGCCACAGGACAGUGUUAGGCUGGCAGCUGUGAGGCCCCUGUCCAUGCCAGAGCCGCCCCCUCUUAUUUCCUCUUCUAAACCAGGAGGCUCCAUCACACAGGGCACCCCUGUGCAGUUGCACAGUCCAGCUCAUGGGUUAGACCAUGCAAAGAUGAACCCCACAGCCAUGGGGAUGCCUUGGAUGGAGAAAAAAGCAGGUACUUUCCCAACAGUAAAGCAGGAACAGUUGUCUCCACACAGCUCAUCUUCCCAAAAUGACAACCUGCCAACCCAACUGGCUCCUCAUGAGGUUUCUUCUGGGCGAGGCGUCCAGGGAGGUAGCAUCACCAAGGGGAUCCCGGGGACCAGACUGCACCCAGAAUCUGCAAUAUCCUACCGAGGGGGCUCCAUUACUCAGGGGACCCCGGCCGACGUGUUGUAUAAGGGAACCAUAACGCGUCUAAUCACAGAGGACAGUGUUGGUCGAGCAGAGAGGGAGCGCGAUGAUGCUCUGUCUAAAGGCCAUGUGGUCUACGAGGGCAUCAGCGGACACAUCCUCACAUAUGACCGUCCCCCAUCUCAGACCCCCAAAGAAGACGGCAGAGGCUCAGGGCAGGCUGGGGAAAUUUUAAGCCUGAAGCGUCCUUACGAUGUGAUGGAGGGAGGCAGGGGGCCGUCCUUGAGGGGGGACUCCUCUGUCAACUGUGAAGGCCUGAUUAGUCGAACCAUGCCCCAUGAUAGAGACAGUCCACACCACACACCUUACAAGGACCCUCACCACAUCCACGGCUCCAUAUCGCAAGGUAUUCCUCGCCAUCUCGAUCCUCAGGAUGGGUACCUGAGGCGGGACGCCAAACAGCUGAAGAGAGAUCCCUCCCCGUCCCGCGGGGCCGGUUCCCUGUCUGACCAGAUGAAGGGCAGAGAAGCUGGCGUGACCACCGUGCAGGAGCCGGGGCGCUCCAUCCACCUCAUUCCAGGGGGCGGCAAAGACGGAAUCAUAGCACAAGGAGCAGCCGUGAAGCAGGAAGCGUCUGGCUCAGGGAAACGCCACGAUGUCCGAUCCAUCAUCGCCAGUUCGCCCCGUUCCUACCACAACCCACCACCCCACCUGGAGAUGCGGACUGAGAGGAGCCGAUACGAGGAAGCGCCUAAAGGGCGGCCCAGUGCCGUUGUUAGCUCAGCAAGCCCCAUACCCCGAUCCUCUCCGCUGGGAUCAGAGCAGGGAGGCAAAGCCCACCACAGCCCAGUGGGUUAUGAAGACAAAAACAACUUAAGGGCCCCCUACCCUGGACCUUCACACCGGGGCUCCCCACUGUCCAGGGAGGCCGGCCAAAGGCAGCAUGAGGGUUCCAGUAAACAUCCUCCCCAGGAGCGCAAAGCCACACCAACCCCGCGAGAGAUGAGUUCUACCAAAUCACCUCUCUCUGCUGAUCAGACCUACGAGCGUCUGCUGCAGAGUCUGGGAGCCUCAGAGAUGUACCGGCAGAUCCCCUUACCCUUCGAUCCCGCGGCGCUGCCGCGUGGUAUACACAUCGACGCUGCAGCAGCCUACUACUUGCCUCGCCACCUAGGGCCCAACCCAGCGUACCCCCAUCCAUAUCCUUACCUCAUGCGUGGCUUUCCCGACACAGCAGCUUUGGAAAAUCGCCAAACACUCUUCAACGACUUCAUCACCUCUCAGCAGAUGCACUCGUGGCCUGCAGCGCAGCGCUCAGACCUGCUCAGGGGCAUUCCUCCUCGAGACCAGCCCCUUCCUCUGCCCUUCUCGGCUGCACCACGCGGAAUCAUCGAUCUCUCUCAGGUGCCGCACUUACCUGUCCUGGUCCCUUCCACGUCAGGGACAGCUGGCCCCCCAAUGGAUCGCAUCACCUAUAUCCCAGGGACAAGCACCCCCUUCCCUGGCAGGCCUUACACCACCUCACCUAUCUCCCCUGUUGGCUCCUCCCACAUAAAUAAAAUGCAAGGCUCUUCAGAGCGCGAGCGGGAAAGGCCCCGCGAGCGUGACAGGGACAGGGACCGGGAUCGUGAACGAGAAAAAGAGCCAGAAAGGGAGCGAGACCGGGACCGAGACAGGGACAGGGAAACCAUUCGAGAACGCGACAGGGAAAAAGGUGGAUCUCUAGGAAAUGUGGAGCAUGCUCCAAUCUGGCGGCCAGGUACGGAGCACAGCUUGUCUAGCAGCAGCAGCAGCAGCGGGAGAGCUGCAUCCCAGCAGUACGGUCACCAGCAGUCCCCGGUGUCGCCCCGCACCCAGGAGAACAUUCAGCAGAGGCCCAGCGUUCUGCACAACACCGGGGGCAAAAGUCUUUCUGUUAGCGAGCACUCAAACUCCUCUGUGUUACGGUCGGUACCCUCAGGGUCAUCCCGCUACCAAGGCUACCCUGCCCAUCUCCAAAGGACAGGUGUGCCCCCUGACUCCUUCCCACCUGCUUUGGAAUCCAGUAUAACCAAAGAGCAGAAUCGCGACGGAGGCAAAAGCCGAGGUCUACCCAAGCAUAUGCAGGAGCAGCACGGAGCCUCCAGUAAACCUGAGCCCAAGCUGUCCAGCCCCAGUCCAGGAUUAAUGUACCCCGGCGCUUACGCCCCGGCGUCGGGCCGCCCCCAGCACCUGCUGCCUCACCAGUCCGAAAAUCCUUCUGGUCGUGGGGAAAGUGGCACUCCUGGUAGAGAAAAGACUCAAAACAAAGCGAUGGCCAUCCAGGAGCAAGAGCUCAGAUCACUCGCUCCACCACACAGUCUCUACCGCCCCCCCUCCGAUGAAAGCUUGUCUCCAGGGCAACAGCCGCCAUCUCCCUGUGUUAAAAGCAGCCAAAGGGUGGUCACUCUGGCACAGCACAUCAGUGAGGUAAUAACAAAAGACUACACGAGGCAACAGCAGCAAAGCUACCAUGGGUCUCCUGUCCUAGACCUCACCCGUCCACCCAGUGCCUCCCAGCCCCCACCUACGUCACAAGAGUCCACUCAAGGGUCCCGCUGUCCAGAGGGCAUCGGUGGAGAAUGCAAUAGAGACAGAUCUCCACCUCAGGCCAAAUCUUCACCCGUUAGUGCUUUGAAUGACGGCAUUGAACCGGUGUCUCCUCCUGGAAACAGCUCUGAACCUGAAGUCCAGGGAGGGGCCGCCUACCCCACCGAACAAGGAGAGCAGGGACUGGGCUCCCGCUCCCCCCCCAACACCUCCCAGCCUCCAGCUUUCUUCAGCAAGCUGACUGAAAGCACGUCGGCUAUCGUGAAGUCUAAGAAGCAGGAGAUGAUCAAGAAGAUGACGGUGGUUGGCAGCGACAGUGAAUUCAAUGCUGGUCAGCCGGGAACAGAAAUAUUCAACAUGCCGGCUUCCACAACUGCAGGGCCGGUGACUGUGCGCAAUCAUCCAGCUCCAGAGGCUCCUGGAAACUCCAUAGGCCUUGAAGCCAUCAUUAGAAAGGCCUUAAUGGGCAAAUAUGACGACGCAUCUGAGGAGCGCUCUCCAUCCAGUGCUGCUAACGCAGACGGUCGAGCUGAGGAUCUGUUCUCUCAAGGUGGGUCAAAGCCCUCAAAGGGCAGUGGACGCUCCAAUGGGCGCAAGGCCAAGUCCCCGGGCCCAGGUCUGUCUGGGAGUGAGAGGCCAUCGUCUGUGUCUUCAGUUCACUCAGAGGGAGAUUACAACAGGAGAACUCCGCUCACCAACCGUGUCUUGGAGGACCGGCCUUUGUCUGCAGGUUCAACUCCGACUCCUUUUCCAUGCAACCCUCUGAUAAUGGGGUUCUCCAGUGCUACAGUGUCAGCUCAUUCCUCUGGUCAACAAGGCGGCCAGGGCCCCGGGGCAGGACCCGGACAGGGUCGGUCCUGGGAAGAGGAGCCCAAGCCUCUGCUCGUGUCUCAAUACGACCCUUUGUCUGACAGCGAGUGACCUUAAACCAGCUGGCGUGCUGCCUCAGCUGAACACGUACUCAUGCCGCCUCCCUGUCUACAGCGCAGGAAGUGAUGAAGUGGAGCUCCUCCUCUAUAUAUGUGUGUGUGUGAGAGCGCGCCUAAAGGUUAUGCAUUCACUCCAAAACUACUCUAAAGGAAAAAUCACUUAAACUAUUUUUAAUCCUCACUGGCCUUAUCUAUACGGACACGUUGGGCCGUACCAUGCAGGUGUCCUGGUCUGUGUGGCAGUCCACAUAGCAGCAACCUGUGGUUUUCUUCACAAUGAACUCCAGCCGCUGCAGGCUAACACGUGAAGACACAGGAGGAGAA